GGCCGGGGCUGCGCAGCCCCAGCCCGGGACGGGCGCCGCCGCCAGCGCCGCGCCCGAGGAGUCGUCGGACAGCGAGCCGGAGCAGGAGCCCGGCUCCCCGCAGAAGCUCAUCCGCAAAGUCUCGACGUCCGGGCAGAUCCGCCAGAAGACUGUCAUAAAGGAGGGGAUGCUGAUGAAGCAGACCAGCUCCUUCCAGCGCUGGAAGAGACGAUAUUUUAAGCUGCGAGGACGAACACUCUACUAUGCAAAAACUGCCAAGUCCAUUAUUUUUGAUGAGGUGGAUCUGACAGAUGCCAGCGUGGCAGAAUCCAGCACAAAGAAUGUCAACAACAGCUUCACGAUUAUCACUCCAUGUCGGAAGCUUAUCCUUUGUGCUGAUAACAGAAAAGAGAUGGAAGAUUGGAUUGCAGCACUGAAGACUGUACAAAACCGUGAACAUUUUGAGUCUACCCAGUACAGCAUGGACCAUUUCUCAGGGAUGCACAACUGGUACGCCUGCUCGCACGCCCGGCCCACCUACUGCAACGUGUGCCGGGAGGCACUGUCCGGGGUCACCUCGCACGGGCUGUCCUGUGAGGUGUGCAAGUUUAAAGCUCACAAGCGCUGUGCUGUGCGGGCAACCAACAACUGCAAGUGGACAACUCUGGCCUCCAUCGGGAAAGAUAUCAUUGAGGAUGAAGAUGGGAUCUCGAUGCCACAUCAGUGGCUGGAGGGAAACCUGCCCGUGAGUGCCAAAUGCACCGUGUGUGAUAAAACCUGUGGCAGUGUCCUGCGUUUGCAAGACUGGCGCUGCCUGUGGUGCAAAGCCAUGGUACACACAGCAUGUAAAGAGUUGCUGCCAAACAAGUGCCCUCUUGGGCUGUGCAAAGUGUCUGUCAUUCCUCCUACUGCUCUGAACAGCAUUGAUUCAGAUGGUUUCUGGAAAGCUACUUGUCCCCCUUCUUGCACAAGUCCUUUGUUGGUCUUUGUCAACUCAAAGAGUGGAGACAACCAAGGUGUAAAAUUUCUACGAAGAUUCAAACAGCUGCUGAAUCCAGCCCAGGUCUUUGACCUCAUGAAUGGAGGACCUCACCUGGGUUUACGCUUAUUCCAGAAAUUUGACACUUUCCGGAUCCUGGUUUGUGGUGGGGAUGGAAGUGUUGGCUGGGUUCUCUCUGAGAUUGAUAGCCUCAACCUUCACAAACAGUGCCAGCUGGGAGUGCUGCCCUUGGGAACAGGGAAUGACCUUGCCCGUGUGUUAGGCUGGGGGUCUGCUUGUGAUGAUGACACCCAGCUCCCACAGAUCCUGGAGAAGCUGGAGAGGGCCAGUACCAAAAUGCUGGACAGGUGGAGCAUCAUGGUGUAUGAAACCAAACUCCCUCGCCAGGCCUCUACUUCCACAGUCACUGAGGAUUUCAGUGAGGACUCAGAGGUGCAGAAGAUUCUCUGCUAUGAAGACUCAGUGGCUGCUCAUUUGUCCAAAAUUUUGACUUCUGACCAACACUCAGUGGUCAUCUCCUCAGCCAAGGUGCUUUGUGAGACAGUGAAGGAUUUUGUGGCUCGAGUAGGGAAAGCCUAUGAGAAGGCAACAGAAAGCUCAGAGGAAUCAGAGGUCAUGGCCAGGAAGUGUUGUGUCCUGAAGGAGAAGCUGGACUCAUUGCUGAAGACGCUGAAUGAUGAAUCUCAAGCAUCUUCUUCUCUGCCAAACCCUCCUCCCACCAUUGCAGAGGAGACCGAGGACGGGGAUGGGUCGGGCAGCGCCUGCGACUCCUCGAGCGAGCGCUCGGUGGGCUCGUCCUGCACGGCGCGGCCCCAGAUAUUCCGGCCCCGGGAGCAGCUCAUGCUGAGGGCCAACAGCCUGAAAAAGGCCAUUCGCCAGAUCAUAGAGCACGCAGAGAAAGCUGUAGAUGAGCAAAAUGCCCAGACCCAGGAGCAAGAGGGUUUCCUGCUUAGUCUGUCAUCCUCUGAGGAGGGCAAGGAGCUGAGGAACGAGGAUAAAAUGUCCCUGCAGUCAUCACACAGCAGCAGCUGUGGAGUGUCCAAGGGGAGGAGGAAAGCCUCCAAGUCUCCUUGCGAAAGACUAAUAAACAAAGGAAGUUUGUCGCUGGGCAGCUCUGCAUCUCUUCCUCCCCAGACAGGAAACCGGGACAACUUGCCAAUGCUGAACACAAAAAUCCUCUACCCAAAUAUCCGUGCUGGCAUGUCUGGUUCUUUGCCUGGGAGCUCUGUCAUCAGCCGGUUGCUGAUUCACGCCGAUCCCUUUAACUCUGAGCCUGAAAAUCUUGAAUGUUACACAGAGAAGUGUGUCAUGAAUAAUUACUUUGGAAUUGGACUGGAUGCAAAGAUUUCUUUGGACUUCAACAACAAACGUGAUGAGCACCCGGAGAAAUGCAGAAGUCGUACAAAGAACAUGAUGUGGUACGGAGUGUUGGGGACCAAGGAGCUGCUGCACAGAACGUAUAAAAACCUGGAGCAGAAAGUCUUGCUGGAGUGUGAUGGGAGGCCAAUCCCUCUGCCCAGUCUCCAGGGGAUUGCUGUACUCAACAUCCCCAGCUACGCAGGAGGCACCAACUUCUGGGGGGGAACCAAGGAAGAUGAUACAUUUACAGCCCCUUCCUUUGAUGACAAGAUUUUGGAGGUAGUGGCCGUGUUUGGCAGCAUGCAGAUGGCAGUGUCACGUGUGAUCAACCUGCAGCACCACCGCAUUGCACAGUGUCGGACGGUGAAGAUAGCAAUCCUUGGAGAAGAGGGAGUUCCCGUGCAAGUGGAUGGAGAGGCCUGGAUCCAGCCUCCAGGUUACAUUUGGAUUGUUCAUAAGAACAGGGCACAGACCCUCACCCGAGACAGGGCAUUUGAGAGCACCCUCAAGUCCUGGGAGGACAAACAGAAGUGUGAGUUGUCCCGACCCUCCUCUUUCUCUCUGCAACCAGAGAUCAUGUCUGAAGAGGAAUCCACCCAGAUCAACCAGUUUGGUCAAGCUGCAGGUGCUCUGAUCCACAGCAUUCGGGAAAUAGCCCAGUCCUAUCAGGACAUGGAACAGGAGCUUGCCCAUGCUGUCAAUGCCAGCUCCAAGUCUAUGGACAAAGUCUACGCUAAAUCCAAGUCUACAGAGGGUCUGAACUGCAGCCUCGUGGUAGAGUUGGUGAAUAAUGUCAAAGCCCUGCACAAUGAGACAGAGCUGCUGCUGGCAGGCAAGAUGGCUCUGCAAUUAGAUCCUCCCCAGAAGGAGCAGCUCCAGGCAGCCCUGGCAGACAUGGACCUCCAGCUGAGGAAAUUGGCAGACAUCCCUUGGCUGUGGCAGCUUAUGGAGCCCUGUGAUGAGGAGAACCAGAUGCUGGAUUAUUCUAAACGCAGCCGCAGUGGCAAAUUCCGCCUGGUGACCAAGUUUAAAAAGGAGAAGAACAACAAAAAUAAGGAGACUCAUAGUAGCAUGGGACUGCCGGUUCACCUCUGGGGAACGGAGGAGGUUGCGGCCUGGCUUGAGCAUCUCAGUCUUUGUGAGUAUAAGGAUAUCUUCAUCCGCCAUGACGUCCGGGGCUCUGAGCUCCUGCACCUCGAAAGGAGGGACCUCAAGGACCUGGGUGUGACCAAAGUGGGUCACAUGAAGAGGAUCCUGCACGGGAUCAAGGAGCUGAGCCGGAGCACUUCUGCCAGCGAGGCUUAGCCUCUGUUUUCACAGCCUGUGUCUACCAUUCCCGCUAACUGCACAGCAGUCACCUCACCGAGCAGAUGUGCUCACAACUGUCUCUACUGAGCAGCCAAGUUGGAGCUGUUCAGAGCUCAUAUCAACCAAGCAUGGUGCUACUUUUUCCUGUGGGGUACGGCUGCAUCCAGUGGAGAGGCACCUGCUCUGCAGUCGGCAGAGCCUCCCGGAGGGAACGCGCUCGCUGCUUGAAGAGCCAUGUCCUCUGACGUGGGAAGUUCUGGUUCCAGUGACAGUGCAAGACUCCUGAGAAUUGCAACACAGCUACCUUUACUGGAUAACUUCAUCACAGUAGAAUAAUUCAGGGCAAAAGAUAUAUUGGCCAGUCUUAGUUCAGGAGCAUCUGACAGUCUCUUCAGACCCAAAACUUUCCCUCUCAUCCCUGUGCCACACCUGUAUUUAGCGUAUAUACGUGGGACAAAGCUUGUCCUUUUGUCUUACUGCUCCCUUUUUAAUACACCUGUAGUUGCAUGCAGUUUGCAUCCAAAAUUCAAAGCCAGUACAGACCUCCUCCAGUGAAUAUCAGUGAUUCUCACUCACUUAUGCCUUUGCAACAAACAAUGCAUGUGGUUCACCAGCUGGCCGGGCCUCCCACUGGGCCUGGCUCUCCUGUCCCAGCCAGGGGCAAUGGUACAUCGUCAGGUGUUCAGGCAUCACAAACAAUUGUUCAGAAAUUCUGGUAGUAAGAAAAGACGAAAUUCUGGAGAGCCAGAAGGUUGCAGGAGAUCAGCUCUGACAUUCCCUCUUCUGAAUUCAUCUUCAGGAGGCCAGAUAAAAGGGAGAGGAAAGCUAAUGAGAUGUUUGGGUGGCACAGGAAGUGUAGCGUAAUGAAGUGAGAUAUAGGACAAUUUGCUCUAUCUUGGUGGAGGGAGCAGAAUGAUGGGCAACAGCCUGCCCAUUUAGUGCCACUUCUGUGGCCACAAACAAGAGAGCUGUUUCUUUGCUUCAGCUUGCAGUGCAGAAAACUAUUUCUGUCACAAAAUAUGUGAUUUAUGUCUAAUACUUGCAUCUUUUCACCUGUCUUGAUCUUAAUGGCUUUUCCACCUUGCUUGUCUCUCUUGCUGCCUUGCUCCUUCACUCCAAGAUGAUACCAAAAGAUUAGGAUGGCUCAGUACCCCUGAGAGAGAUACCAUGUCUUCUCAAACAUCAGAGCACUGAGAGAAGGAGGAUUGUUACUGAGGACAUGAGCAUCUUAAUGAAAACAGAAGUAUGUUGAUAAAUUGCCUUUGGUUCCAUCAACAGUGUAGCAUGGAAAAAUUCUUGCCUCUGACUCAGAGUUUCAAGGUGCCUGGCCCCAGCUCAGUGACUGUUAAAGCCCAAGACGAGCAUGGAUAGCUAUAUCACCAUGUUUAUCACUGCAAAGGAAAUUCGAGAACAGCCAGUGCUGUAGAAGUUGGGAGACAGCAGAAAUUUUUAACUGCUCUGUCAGUUUGUGUGUGUUUUAUUUUUUUGUUAUUACAGAGUGGCACCUGUCUGAUUGUGGCUGCAGGCAGAAUAGGCCACACACACAGUGGUAAAAAAGAUCAUUACCUGAGGACAUCAUUCUUCUUUGUAAGGAUUUUUAUCAAAUUGAUAUCACCUCUCUGGUCUAACAAUAAGCAGUCAAGUUAGCUUAUGUAAAGACUUGACAGCUUAUAAAGGUUCUGGGCUGAUUUCAUUCUGGGCAAACUCCAUUGGAUUCUCUAGUAUUUCACCAAGGAUUAUUCCAGCUCUCCCUGUCUUGUUCUAACCAGUCAGCCUGGUGAGUGACAGGUUUUGCUCAUGAGAAGGUAAAAGAAGUCUAAUGUGCUUGAUCCAGGUAGGAACAUUUCUGGUAUAAAUACUGUGGGGACUGAGCAAGGAAUACGUCCAGCUUUGCCCUGAGUUUGUUUUUCCUACCUAUACAUUGGCAAUUGCUUCCAUAGCUGUGUUUUUAUUUCUCAGUACAGACCCCCCUCACUAUAAUGAAUUCCUGAGGUAUCAGAUCGAUAAGAAUUGCAGACAUACUGUAUUUUUCCACUUGCUUGGUGAUGCCCAGAGCAGUGUGUGGAUGCCAGUGAGAAGCCUCCCCUAAGGAGAGCUGCAGGCUGCAGCCAUCCUCCCUGCUGACAGUCCCAGGAAUGGGCCUGGCUGGGACAUCCGUGUGCCUUCCCAGGAGAGUGCAGCAGGGGAGUGAGGCAGGUGGGAACUCUGGAGGAGAGGUGAGAUCUGUGUUUGUUCCUCUUUGUGGUGAAGGAGCUGUUCUUGCUCUGAACUUUCCUCAGGCAACCUCGUGGUUAAAGAUGCAUAAACAAUAUGCACUUGCCUUGCUUGCAUAGUCCCUGAGGGAUUAAAUUAUUGCCUCCAUAGAAACAGCUUCUCUCUACUCUUCCUGCCCAGAGCAACAGAGGAAUCCAAAGAGUUUUUACGUUCAGGCAUGUUCCUUAAUUCGUGCCAUAUCUGUCAAUAUUAGCCAUCUGCUCUGAGUGAUGAUGCCUGCACAGACCCAUCUUCAUUUCUUUUGCUUUUAUGAUCUUUGUGUCAAUGCCUUCAGAUCCUUUUUGUGUGCAUGCACGUUUUUCAAAGGGUUGAGAGCCAGUAUAUUCCUGUCUGUUGCUUAUCAGAGGCAGGGAGGGAGUUCUACCUUCUUUUAAGAGCUAGAAAAUGGGAUCCACAUUUAACCUGAGUGCCUUUGAAUAUUUGUUAAAGUAUAGAUCUAACAAAAGGGCCAUAGCUCUGUGUGUCUCACUGGGAAUAAUGCAGAUUUCUGUUGCAGAGAUUUUGUGAAUAGAUGAAGGCAAUUUGUGUUGAACAUCAGUGAGAGCCAUCUGCAGAGUAGGGAGCUGAGCUCCUGGGUACAUUGUUCCGAGUUCCUCUUCUGGCAUCUGAUAAUUUUUUUGUGGGAGAGAAACUCGGGAAAGACAAUUAUUAAAAUCUGCUGCUUUGCCAAAAAAGAGACUGUCCAGCAGUCUCAGGUAAACACCAGCUUGAGAGAAGCUAGGACUGCACAUAUCACACAGUGUUUAGUCUCUUAAAAAACGCAACUCCCGGGAGAUCCAUGUGGCACCUUCUGUUCCUCAUCCCUCCCCUUGGCAGUGGCUGCAAUGAGCCAGGCAUAGGGUUCCUUCUAGGAGGAGGUUUCAGUCUGUUCUCUCACGCUCUGGCACGGUCCUGGAUAUUUGAUGGCAGAUUCUGGGGAAUGCCGUUGGGGUUAGGUGGGGUUGCAUGCAGUGGGGACUCAAGGGACACUUGGCCCGUGAAGCAGCUGCCAGCGGUGCCCUGCUCUGGGCUCCCUUCCCGGGGGCUGAUCCAACCUGUCUGUUUUGGCUCGGGGGGGAUCUUCCUGCCCCCUACUCUGCAGCAGAGGGAGCUGUACAGAGGUGCUGCCUGGCUGGGCUGCACAGGAGCCUGGGGGCUUCCAGCUCUGCCAAGGCCUUCAGUGCCAGUCCUGGGAAUGUUUCUGCACCCAAACCGAAUGGAGCUUCGUUCGUUGUUUUAGUGUUAUUUAAAAAUGUGCAUACUAGCGACCUGAUUUAUAAAGACUGUUUACAAGAAAUAUUUUGUAUCUUAAGAUGUGUGUACUGUAAAAAGAAAAAAAAAAAGGAAAGGAUGAAAAAUGAUGCUUUUCUACAGCUGUUAGCAGUGACUGCAUGUCCAUAUCAUUGUCCACCGACUGUUGUUCCUCAGGGGUCUCCCCGCCAUUCCUGUGAUCCUGUCAAAAGCAUAGGGAAGCAAGUGAAUCCCUGUACAGUCUUGGGAAGAAGGUUUUGUGCCUUAAGAAUGGGACCUGCUUCCCUCCUAUUUAUUAUGUUAAUUUAUACAGUGACUACCAUGGCAAUGUCUCUUGUAUUUUUUUUUUGUACAUAGUUUACUGUUGAUUGUUGUAAAUAAGUUUUUCUUGUAUAUAAAGUAAACAUGUUUCUGAGCUUCCAGUAAGGAUUCUCUGUUACUGAUUUUGUUGUGAGAGGGCUGCUGUGCCCGUCUGGUGGGAACCAGCUAAUAAAAAACUGUGCUGUGAUCAA
This is a messenger RNA of Chiroxiphia lanceolata (lance-tailed manakin), 7662 nucleotides long. It is a transcript of the gene DGKD, whose product is annotated as diacylglycerol kinase delta. Gene Ontology annotation, biological process: lipid phosphorylation; diacylglycerol metabolic process; intracellular signal transduction. Lineage: Eukaryota; Metazoa; Chordata; Aves; Passeriformes; Pipridae. The coding region runs from base 167 to 3643 and encodes 1158 amino acids. The transcript has 30 exons. Gene Ontology annotation, molecular function: protein heterodimerization activity; ATP-dependent diacylglycerol kinase activity; protein homodimerization activity. The record is from RefSeq and is a predicted model, not a curated record.